Messenger RNA from Exserohilum turcica Et28A, 663 nucleotides. RefSeq lists its product as uncharacterized. The coding region runs from base 1 to 663 and encodes 220 amino acids. Lineage: Eukaryota; Fungi; Ascomycota; Dothideomycetes; Pleosporales; Pleosporaceae. The record is from RefSeq and is a predicted model, not a curated record. The transcript has a single exon.
AUGGCCCCAACCGCCCAUUGGCGCCACCACCCCUCGAGCAACAGCACCACGUCUGGCCGCAGCGACAACAGCAACCGCUCAUACGACACCGCCGCCACAGAGUACAGCGACCGGAGACCCUCGCUGGCCCACAGCGAAACCUGCCACGGCCGCAUACAGGGACGCCAUCAAGACGGCGACUAUGCUGCGCCCACGCCCUAUCAAGUCGCGCCCUAUCCGCAGCUGCCCCCGCGCUCGUCCGUCGACACCUAUGCGUCGACGUCAGAAGAGGACCUGGCCGACGACUUUGACGGCAUGCCCGAUUACGACGUUCCCGUCUUUCGCCAUGAGCCGCUUGGCGGCGACGCCAUUCCCACCACCCCCCGCGACUUUGCUGAGCUGUUCCCCACGUCCAAGCGGAUAUCAAUACGACACGACGACUCGACCCUUGACGGAAACAUGAACCUGAGAGUGGACACGCAGAUUGAGGACCGCGGCCACCGGAAACAAAACUACACCCUCUUCCAUCUGCGCAUGCAGGACCUGCGCACCCGCCAAUUCUCCCUCCGCCGCUACUGCAGAGAGUCUGGCCGCGAGGUCUGCCACUCGACACGCAAGUACCAGAAGCCCGCCCCACGAAUGGAUCGAGGCGCAGCUGCGGCAGGCGUGCGUGCGUGCGUGUGA